AUGGACAACCAAGAGCUCCUGAGAAUUCCCCUGAAUUCCAAGGGAUCCAUCUGUAUCCCCGACCCCCCGCGACAGCCGCCUCUGCUACAGACUCGUGUGCAACUGGAGCUUGGAGAAUAUGUCGUGCAACAAGCUCCGCUGCUGAAAGAACGCGGUGUCAGCGUCCACGAGAUUUCCCAAAUCUUCACCUCGAUCAAACUCGCUGCGAAGGUCGUCAACAAAAUUAUCACCAAGCAAGGAUCGUUUGGUCUCGAGGACGGCAGCGUGAAGAAGCAGGCAACGAGCGAAGAUAUUUCAGGUCUUGCCAGCAUCGCGAACAAGAGAUUUCUGGAGGCUCUGACGAACCGCGAGGUCGUCGCCGGCGUUGCCACGAUGAUGCAAGAUGACAUUAUCCCUAUGGAGAACUGUAAAGAAAAGAAUUUGGUUGCGCUAAUCCAUCCUAUGGACGGCACGAAGCAGGUGGACGUGAAUGUAUCGUCCGGGACCAUUUUUUCUGUGUACAAAAGAGUAACGCCAGCAGGAUCGCCUGUUGAAUUGCGUGACUUCUUGCAGCCUGGAAAAGAGCAGGUGUGUGCCGGCUACGUCUUGUACGGCUCGUCAACGAUCAUGGUUAUCACCCUCGGUUCUGGCGUCCACGGCUUUACUUUAGAUCCGUCUCUGGGAUCUUUCCUCCUCUCUCACAUCAACAUUCGCAUCCCCGAGAAUGGCAAGAUUUAUGCAAUUAACGGAGGCAAGAUCAACAAGUUUCCGUACGGUGUCCGCGCUUACAUCGACUACUGCCGCUCGAAAGCCAUCUCGUGCCGGUACAUUGGAUCCCUCGUGGCUGAUUUUCAUCGGAAUAUGCUGAAGGGCGGCAUCUACAUCUACCCGCCAACGUUCACGGAUCCAACGCCCUCGGUGUCCAUGAUCUUUCAGUGCUUUCCGCUGGCCUUCCUGGCAGAGCAAGCGGGGGGGAAAGCAAGCGACGGGUUCACGCGCAUUCUCCUGAUUCAGCCGGUCAGCCUGCGAGACCGCAUCGCCUUCUUCUGUGGCAGCACGCACAUGGUGGACGGCGCCGAGGCACUGAUGGCUCAGUACAAAAUGCGAGACGGCGGUUGGUGUUUCCAGGCCAGCAAGACUGUAGACCUCGGGACUCCGAACGCGGGAAACAAACGGUCUGUGUAG
Molecule: messenger RNA, 1164 nt
Organism: Neospora caninum
Lineage: Eukaryota; Apicomplexa; Conoidasida; Eucoccidiorida; Sarcocystidae
Product: putative fructose-1,6-bisphosphatase
Exons: 5
Coding region: 1-1164 (387 amino acids)
Biological process (GO): gluconeogenesis; fructose 6-phosphate metabolic process; sucrose biosynthetic process
Cellular component (GO): cytoplasm; cytosol
Molecular function (GO): fructose 1,6-bisphosphate 1-phosphatase activity
Source: RefSeq, a predicted model, not a curated record